Molecule: messenger RNA, 918 nt
Organism: Notodromas monacha
Lineage: Eukaryota; Metazoa; Arthropoda; Ostracoda; Podocopida; Cyprididae
Source: the annotation of a GenBank genome assembly
GUACACGCGGUACUGUCCUUUUUCAGAUUUGGUGAAUAUUUUUGUUCGUUUCUACGGAACAACUCCGUCUCGAUAAUGGAACAGACGGAGAGGGCCUUUCAAAAGCAACCGACUGUUUUCUUGAACAGGAAAAAGACCUUGCCGAAACGGAAAAAGGGUCUUCGUUAUGUCAAGAGCGUUGGCUUGGGGUUCAAGACGCCCCGUGAUGCGAUCGACGGCAACUACAUCGACAAAAAGUGUCCUUUCACGGGAAAUGUGUCGAUUCGUGGUCGAAUUCUGACAGGUACGGUCAUGAAGCUGAAGAUGCAGCGGACAAUCGUGAUCCGUCGUGAUUACUUGCACUACAUUCGCAAGUACAAGCGUUUCGAGAAGCGUCAUCGUAACAUGUCGGUGCACUUGUCCCCGUGCUUCCGCGAUGUUCACAUCGGAGACAUUGUGACUGUGGGCGAGUGCCGACCGUUGGCGAAAACCGUGCGUUUCAACGUGUUGAAGACUCCGGUGUAUCGCUAUUUCUGUACUGUAUUCAGUGGGAAGAUGGAAAAAGAGGAAAUGGUGUCCCGGCCGUACGGGAAGAUCGUGUUGUCUCUCGACAAUGUUCUUUUGCCGCCAGAAAAGACGGCAUCUAGUCCCAGUUACGAGGAUGGGUUGGAUGAGAAGUCUGAGUUUGAACUUCGGUUUGUUGCUUGCGAACUAAUUCAAACCGCCGGAAUCUUGUUGAAAGUGCCACAGGUUGCUAUGGCAUCGGGUCAGGUGUUGUUCCAGAGAUUUUAUUAUUCCAAGUCACUGGUACGUCUUCCAAUGGAACAUACCGCAAUGGCAGCUCUUUGCUUAGCAUCGAAAAUUGAAGAGGCACCGCGACGUAUUAGAGAUAUCAUCAACGUGUUUCAUCAUAUACGACAAGUUCGUGCUAGAAAGUGA